GAAACAAAUGUUGAUUUAUUGGCGGUGGAAAGCGGAAUGGUUUGCAGACGGACCUAUGUUUGAAAUCUUCAGUUUGUUACUCGUUUCUGGCUAUAUUCAGAUUAAAAUUCAUAAGUCCUACCAUUGCACUGUCGUUGAAUCCGCAACAAAACACGCUUCAGUGUAAUCGAUAAGAUGAACAAUGAUGUGAAUAACGAGAAAAAUUUCGACAAACCGAAAGCAGAAAAAAAAUUUAUACAGAUCUCAUCCGAGUCCAUAGAACUGAUUGCCGAUUCAGCCGGAUACACAAAUCUACCAGGAAUUCUUUCAAAAAGUCUCGCAGAAGAUACUUCUUACAGAUUGCGAGAAUUAAUACAAAGCUGCAGUCAAAUUCUGCGCCACAGCAAACGAUCAAAACUUACCAAGGAUGAUGUUAAUCUUGCUCUACGAUGGAGUGAUGUUCCACAAGUUCAUGGUCCAAAUUCCACCCUUGAAGAUUUCUCCUAUCUACCAGAGUUAGAUAUUUACAGCUCAGUAGACAGGGUGGUGGACCUAACACAGGAAUAUCCAACUGACACUGAUGUAGAAGUUUACUCUCCUAUGAAAUUGACAAUCCAAUACCUUUCUUUGGAUCCUGAAGACAAACUCAAAGCAGAGAUAUAUUUUCAGUAUUUUGAAAAAAUUUCACAAUCCUUGCUUAGUACUUCUGAUUGUGUUGUUGAGGUCGCAUUAGCAAAUUUGCUUGAGAACUCAAGAUUGCAACCUUUACUACCUACCUUUUCUGGUUUUUUAAGAAAUUUAGUUGCCUUUAGUGGAGAAAAUUCCCAUGUUGUCAAAAGGAUACCCAAAAUUUUCAAUGCGUUAAUGAACAAUUCUCAUCUUCACAUUGGUUCUGAGUAUAAAUGCUUCCUCUUGUUGGUGCAAGACCUUAUUUUGAAUUAUGGGGGAGCAAAGCUGGAUGAUAGUAUAUUCCACCUGAUUUCCAGCACGUUACACAUUCUGGCUAAAUUAUCAAUCGACUGCUCAAUCCAUGAUGUCAUCAACAACUUGAGUAAUAUUAUUGCUGAUGUUGACGGGCACAUUAGUGUACAAUGCAGAGCGUUGAUGGCUCUGAGAUGUCUGAGUAGCAAGUAUCUGGACACAGCUACACUGGAACACUGGAACGCCUUACUAUAUAAAUUCUAUGAAAUCUCGCAAACUGAAAAAAAUGUCCUCUAUUUGGAAGCUGCUUUAAUUAGCGCCCUCAUAGAUGUCUUGCGGUGCAAGAUGAGAUUGCUUGAUCAAAUAACAGAUACGGAUGACCUCGUGGCAGAACAAAUGUGGAAUGAGGGAUCUGAAAUCUACCGUGUAACCAGUGACUUGUUGGGAUCAGCGGUACACCGGAUAGGCCAUUUCUCUCCGUCGCUUUGUCGGCAAGUUCAGCGAGGCCGUUCAGUUAAAGUUGGCAAUUCAUGCAAUGAGCUUUACUGGACUUUGAAGACACUUCAUAAGCCUUUACCUCAAUCGAGAUGGCGCUACAACCUUUACGACAAACCACAUUUAAAAGCAAAAACGACUGAUCUCAUGGAUGUCUUCGAUUAUUCUGAACGGAACCAUCUGCGGAUGGCCAACAUCACUUUUCGCGUGAGAAACUGGAAACAACGUCCAAUGCACUUGCUGAAGAAAAAGGUGCCACAAUGCCCUAGUGCGUCCUUCUCAAACUUUGCCGUUUUAGCCAAUUCCAAGUUCAAAUGUAUUUCAAAGUGUUAUGUCGUUAACUCAACGUUGCUUUUCAACUGUCCGGUUGAUUUGAUUUUGUAAAAUAUGUGGAAAUUUAACAUUCAACCAAGCUGUUAUAUAGGCAUCAACAACAACAAAAAUCGCAAAAUUUAUUGGAUUUAACAUGUCUUAAAUGUAUCUUGAAACGAUAAUGAUCUUUGUUAAA
Molecule: messenger RNA, 1903 nt
Organism: Daphnia carinata
Lineage: Eukaryota; Metazoa; Arthropoda; Branchiopoda; Diplostraca; Daphniidae
Exons: 6
Coding region: 175-1779 (534 amino acids)
Biological process (GO): transcription initiation at RNA polymerase II promoter; RNA polymerase II preinitiation complex assembly
Cellular component (GO): SAGA complex; transcription factor TFIID complex; SLIK (SAGA-like) complex
Molecular function (GO): RNA polymerase II general transcription initiation factor activity; protein heterodimerization activity; transcription coactivator activity
Source: RefSeq, a predicted model, not a curated record